AUAUUGAUGAAUGUGCUGAAGGGGUCGUUCGGUGCCACAACCACUCGCGCUGUGUCAACCUUCCAGGCGGGUACCAUUGUGAGUGCCGAAGCGGUUUCCAUGACAACGGCACCUACUCUCUUGAUGGGGGGUCUUGCAUUGACAUUGACGAAUGUGCUACAAGAACACACACCUGCUGGAAUGACUCUGCUUGCGUCAACUUGGAGGGCAGCUUUGACUGCUUGUGUCCCACCGGACCCUCCUGCUCUGGAGACUGCCCUCAUGAAGGAGGGCUCAAACGCAAUGGCCAGGUCUGGACUCUGAAGGAAGAUAGAUGCUCUGUGUGCUCUUGCAAGGAUGGGAAGAUUUUCUGUCGAAGAACCGCAUGUGACUGCCUGAACCCCAAUGUUGACCUUUUCUGCUGUCCAGAGUGUGAUUCCAGAGUGACAAGCCAGUGCUUCCAUCAGAGUGGGCACAAGGUGUACCGCAGUGGGGACAACUGGACGUACAGCUGCCAGCACUGCAGGUGUUUGGAGGGGGAAGUGGAUUGCUGGCCCCUUGCCUGCCCAGUUGUGGACUGUGAGUACACGGCUGUCUCCGAGGGAGAAUGCUGUCCUCGCUGUGUCAGUGAUCCGUGCCUUGCUGACAACAUUGCAUAUGACAUCAGAAAAACCUGUUUGGAGAACUAUGGAAUCAUACGGCUCAGUGGGUCAAUAUGGACAAUGGCUGGAUCGCCCUGCACUACAUGCAAGUGCAAGAAUGGGAGUAUCUGUUGCUCGGUGGAUUUAGAAUGCCUUCAGAAUAACUGAGUCAGCUUCUUUGGGUUUAUACUCACAGACUGAACGGUCAUCUAUGACAAUUGCCAAAGUCUCCAUAGAGGAAGCUGUCUGGAAAUUCUGCUUCGAAGGACCUGUUGUAAUACCCUGUUCCGUUGUCCUUGAAAGACACUUGAACUUCCAAUUUGAUAGAAAUUGUCAUUCUUAAAUGUCGAAACCAUGCGUGAUUCCAUUCUUACUCAUUCCAGAUCUGUUAAAUGUGUUGUGUUAGUUGAAGAGUGAAUUCACAAAGGGGAAAGUUAUUUCGCCCAUGUUGCUAUAAUUAUGCAUAAGAAAAAUGCUUCACUCUAUAUAUAUAUAUAUAUAUAUAUAUAUAUAUAGAGAGAGAGAGAGAGAGAGAGAGAGAGAGAGAGAGAGAGAGAGAGAGAGAGAGAGAGAGAGAGAGAGAGAGAGAGAGAGAGAGAGAGAGAGAGAGAAUGGAUUUCUAAAUUUUAAUAUUACUAUCUCUACAGUAAUAAAUCACAAUACUUGUAACUGUUGUAACUGUAUUUCUGUAUCUGCCAAUGAGAGCAGACAAUCAGACUUCCAAUACAGGGACACACAAGAAGACUUAGUAUGAACAUUUUUCAACAGCAGAACAGAUUUACAGUACUAUACAUUUUAAAUGCGUGCACCACAUUAAAAUAUGUAUUUCCUUUUUUUUUAAAUAGCUGUCUUGUAUAUGGAUUGAAACUAGACAAAACAUAAUUGGUUUUGGUUUCUGUCUUGAGGAAUCCAGCAAGACCAAACUGGUUGAAUGCCACUGGUAUAUAAUCUGUACAUUUAUUUUUUUCAUUACAUUAAAGGAAGAAAAAGAUAUUUCUGUACAGUAUAUCAUGGUAGAAACAAAACCUUCCAGUGGUGAAUUUGAAAGCUGAUGAAUGAAUUUUCAUUUUCUAAACCUAUCAAAAAAAAGGCUUCUUCCCCUGUUUUCGCUGAUUUCCAUUAAAAUGUUCCGCCAUUUUAUAAUGGUAAGGGUCUCCAUAACUGUUGUGAUGAUGCCAGACAUUUUGUGAGAAAAUACAUUAAAUUCAGAGGAUUGGUAAUUCUAGAAUAAAAAAUACUCUGCCUGCAAGGUUAAAGGAGAAACUAAUAAAGGUUUAUUGUUGAGGUAGGAUGGUUAUAUGCCAGCAGUUCAGCAGGUUGGCUUAUUUGCGUAUUGCUAUGCUUAUUAAGGAAUAAUAUACCAUCUUUGUCCAGCCCUUUCUUGUACCUCUAAAGUACACAGCUUUCAUCAGUAUGUAUUGGUAUGUCACUACUCAACCCUUGAUGCUGCUUAUAUUAAAAGGGGGGGGGGGGGGAUAUUGUAAUAGAUUUUAAUCUGGAUUCAUACCCUAUGUCCUUGCGGUAUGCAAAUCCAAACCUACAGCUAUGGCCAAAAGUUUUGCAUCACCUAGAACUUUAGUAUUGAGACAUAAAAAAAUCAAACUAUAUGAACAUAAUUGAGAUCUUUUAUUUAACAUCAUGUAAUCAAAUAAACUACAAAAUGAUAUUGCAAAAGUCUACCGGAAGCCAUAAUAGUAGUACAGUAUUUCAUGUGAGAUUUAAAAAUGUCUAAUUUUUCAAUUACACAGCGGUAUGUCAUUUAAUAGGUUAAUGUAACAUUAUUCAGCAGGUUUCAUUCGACUUUAUAAAGCAAAAAUAGUUAAUUCCAUAGGGUCAUGAAAACCUUUGGCUAUAGCUGAGUAUUGUAACAAUAUUACACAGUGAAGGCAUAUGGAAUGAUUGUAUGCAACGGAAAACUGUAAGACAGAGUAAGUGACCUAUGCUGCAAAUGAGUAGAAAACGAAGAAAGAACAUAAACACAAGUGGAGAGCAAUUUGCAGUUUAAGGGACUGUGGCAUCAGCAUUGUAAUCCUUAUUGCUGGUUUGUAGUGUUUAGGCUUUUAUAUAAAUAUAUAUAUAUAUAUGUAUAUAAAUUGAUGUUCCUUUAAUUACCAUGAAUUGUUUGAGUCUGUGAAUUGUAAAUGUGUAUCUUGAGAAAACACUGUCUUUUCUAAACCUUUAUCACUUGUAAUUGACCUAAAUCUGGGUCCAUACUGAGUCGAUUUUGUUGGCCAGAACUGUAGAGCAACCGAAUCGGCCAACAUAAUCUUAUGGCGUCUUGGGCAACAGUUUAUUGUUGCAGUUAGAAAAGUGCCCAACUUUUUUGGUGUGCUGUCAGUUUAUGCUGCAAUAGAUUUCCUAUUGAUUAUUGUAUCAUCUCAUGUUUUGGUAUAUGCAAAAAAUUGUGUUUCCAUAAAAUACUAUUUUGUUUAUUAAAAGUAUUUGCUAUAUCAAAAAUGUCCCGAACAAUGUUGCCAACAAAGUGGGGAGGUAUUGGUUUGUUGUGGACUAGGCUUCAGACAGCCCAGCUACAUGAUUCAGUAAUACUUUAGCUUAUAGAGCUGUUAUAAGUGAUUAUAAACCAUCUAUAAACAUGUUACUAAUUUUGCUAUUAACAGUUAUAGAUUAUGAUUAUAAAUAAUAAAAACUAUUAUUAUACACUUUUGCUAUUGUUUAUAAUUGGUUAUAACAGAUACCUAAACUAAAGUGUUUACCCAUGAUGCUACAAAAAUCUCUCCACUUUACAAGAAGGGAUUCAAGGGGGAAGAUGUGGCUUAAAGUCAUUGAAUCCGUCUAUCUUGAUAAGAUUACAUCCACAGGGUAACACAACACAAUUCUUAAAUCACAUGUGUAUCCACCAGCAUUACAGACUGACUGUACUUGUGAAUUCUACCCCUAUAAUGGGGUCAAGGAUCUAAUCCAAAUUAUGGUCUUAAGAGAUGUAAUCGUCAGAGAGUUUGGGCAUAUUGGAUUGUCAUGUUAUCGACUAGUCUGCGGUAAAACAAUAAAACCUUUUUAGAAAUGUCUAUGUAAAUUUCACUGUUGAGGUUUUAAUUUAUGUGCUUAGAAUUUUGGUGCAAUAUUUUGUUUUAUGUAAAUACGAUGUAAAGCUGGGGGCUAAAGGAAAAACAAUCAUGUGUUAUAAGGUUCUGAUUAUCCUUAUGCAGUUAGUAAUUAAGUCAUUUUUUAUUAAUUAUGUUUUCACUUAACAAUGGGAAGAAAAG
Molecule: messenger RNA, 3844 nt
Organism: Acipenser ruthenus (sterlet)
Lineage: Eukaryota; Metazoa; Chordata; Actinopteri; Acipenseriformes; Acipenseridae
Product: protein kinase C-binding protein NELL1-like
Exons: 5
Molecular function (GO): calcium ion binding; protein binding
Source: RefSeq, a predicted model, not a curated record